GACUCGUUUUUCAGACAUUCUCGGCCUCGAGGAUGGGUGUCUUUGACCCGCCUUGGGAGAGGCUAAAAUGACCGCCCUCCCCGGUGGCCCGCCCCUGCUACUAGAGUGAGCCAAUCAGCAGUCAAAAUAUCACUGCAUAUUGGCUUAUGAUUGGAUGUCUCUAUUGUGAAGCAAAUCCCUCUCUGCCUUGGCGGCACUUCGUCGCUAGAUGCACGGUCGGGGCGUGAGAGUUGCCCCUCCGGGUUGAUUCGGUUAGCGAGAGGGUUUAGGGCCAAGCUGGGCUUUGGAGAGAGGCCAAGCCAGUGUAGAAAGCUGUUCUGUUCUAGCCUGGACUUCAGACCGCCCUUACAAAAUAGCUCAGGGCGGUUCACAAACAUCAAAGACCCUUUAAAACAAUUUAAGAGCACUGGAAGGCCAGGCCGAACAGAUUACCAUGGGUGAUUUUGAAAAGGGUAAAAAGAUCUUUGUUCAGAAAUGUUCUCAGUGCCACACAGUUGAAAAAGGUGGAAAGCAUAAGACAGGCCCAAAUCUUUGGGGUCUUCUUGGCCGUAAAACAGGACAAGCUGCUGGCUUUACUUAUUCAGAUGCAAACAAGAAUAAAGGUAUUGUCUGGAGUGAAAAUACCCUGAUGGAAUACUUGGAGAACCCUAAAAAAUACAUUCCUGGAACAAAAAUGAUUUUUGCUGGUAUUAAAAAGAAAGAUGAGAGAGCAGAUCUUAUUGCAUACUUGAAAAAAGCAACCUCUUCAUGAAACAUGAUAGCAGCUUCUGCGAUGUCUAUAUAAUCCCCCAAUUUGCAUAUCACUUCUUCCAAAAUGGAUGUUUCAUUAAUGUGCUAACAUUUGUUUGUUAGAGCAUUACCUAAGAAAAAUCAAAUAAAAGUUCAGAUGCUCUGUCUUCUAACAAAACAA
This is a messenger RNA of Hemicordylus capensis (graceful crag lizard), 910 nucleotides long. Its product is annotated as cytochrome c-like. Bases 434 to 751 code for a protein of 105 amino acids. Lineage: Eukaryota; Metazoa; Chordata; Lepidosauria; Squamata; Cordylidae. Gene Ontology annotation, biological process: mitochondrial electron transport, ubiquinol to cytochrome c; mitochondrial electron transport, cytochrome c to oxygen. Gene Ontology annotation, molecular function: heme binding; electron transfer activity. Gene Ontology annotation, cellular component: mitochondrial intermembrane space. The record is from RefSeq and is a predicted model, not a curated record. The transcript is spliced from 4 exons.